Molecule: messenger RNA, 2629 nt
Organism: Cokeromyces recurvatus
Lineage: Eukaryota; Fungi; Mucoromycota; Mucoromycetes; Mucorales; Mucoraceae
Product: trehalase-domain-containing protein
Exons: 4
Coding region: 21-2462 (813 amino acids)
Biological process (GO): trehalose catabolic process
Cellular component (GO): cytoplasm
Molecular function (GO): alpha,alpha-trehalase activity; calcium ion binding
Source: RefSeq, a predicted model, not a curated record
UUUUUUUUUAUUUUUGUUAAAUGCAAGUAUCUACAGCCAAACAUGUUACGAUUCUCGAUCAAGAAGAGAUAAUAGUAGAUGUCCAUGCUCCUGCAAAGACAUAUUAUACUACUGGUAGCAACGCUGGUAAUGUUGUCCAUCGUUUACGUACACUAUCUGGACAACAACAUGUAUUGAAUAACGAUAAAAAUGAUUUAAUCCCUCCAAGAAAAAGAAGAGGUUCUCAUGAUGAUAAAUAUAAAGCAAGAAAGUUUUUACUUGACGUUAAGGAUACACAAAGAGUCUUGGUUGAGCAAGAAGAUACAGAUGGAGAUUUUCAAAUUACAGUCAAUGAUUUAGGACCAAAGACGCUCUCUGUUGGAAGCGCAGAUUCAGGUGGGUAUCGUAAGAUUGAGAUUCGAGGCACCUAUAUGUUGUCCAACUUAUUACAAGAGCUUGCUCUUGCAGAAGAUUAUGGUAGAAAGUAUAUUGUCUUGGAUGAGGCACGUUUAAGUGAAAACCCAGUAGAUCGUCUUUCUCGAAUGAUUCGACAUCAUUUCUGGGAUGGCUUAACUCGUCGUAUCGAUGCUGAGGGACUUGAGCGGAUAUGUAUGGAUCCUAAAAAUAGAUCUGCUAAUCAUAGUCCGAGAAUUUAUAUCCCUUAUGAUGAAGAAGAGGAGGUAUUUGAAUAUUACCAAAAUGUUGCCAAUACUAAAAAGAUGUGGGGGCUUGAAGUUGAGAGACUUCCUCAAGAUAUCACAGCUGAAUAUGUUCAAGGUAUUAAUGAUAGACCGGGUAUCCUGUCUUUAGCUCUCAAGAAGGUGGUCACGGAUAUCGAGACGGGUGAAUUUACUUUUAUAGGUGUUCCAUUUGUUGUCCCAGGGGGUCGAUUCAACGAGAUGUAUGGUUGGGACUCUUAUUUUGAAGCGUUGGGCCUCUUGAUUGAUGAUCGUCUAGAGUUGGCUCAAGGGAUGGUUGAGAAUUUUGCUUAUGAGAUCAAACAUUAUGGGAAAAUUUUGAAUGCCAAUCGUUCCUAUUAUCUAACUCGAUCACAGCCACCCUUUUUAACAGAUAUGGCACGUCAAGUCUAUUUAAAAUUAACAAUGUCUGACGAUGAAAAUAAAGAAUGGUUACGAAGCGUCUUGCAAGCUGCCAUCAAGGAGUAUCACACCGUAUGGAUGGCUGAACCUCGUUUAGAUCCCAAGACCCAAUUAUCACGGUUUAGACCCGAUGGGAAGGGUAUCCCGCCUGAGACUGAAGCAUCUCAUUUCGACCACGUCAUUCAACCCUAUGCUUCUCGUGCAGGGUUAUCUAUUGUUGACUAUAUGGAAGAGUAUAAUAAGGGUACCUUGAUAGAACCUGAGCUAGAUGAGUAUUUCUUACAUGAUCGUGCUGUACGUGAAUCUGGACAUGAUACGACAUACCGAUAUGAGGGACGUUGUGCUGAUUUGGCUACAAUUGAUUUAAAUAGUUUACUUUAUAAAUAUGAAACGGAUAUUGCUGAUAUGAUAACAGAUUAUUUAAAUGAUGACUUGGUUGACUAUCAUGGUGUAAAGCAAGAUGCAGAUAUAUGGCGUGAAAGGGCGCGUUUAAGAUUAGAGCGCAUGAAUACAUAUCUUUGGAAUGAAGAAAAGGGCAUGUAUUUUGAUUAUGACACUGUGAAGGGAAAGCAAAGUGAUUAUGAAACAGUAACCACAUUCUGGACCAUGUGGGCAAAGUGUGCUAGUCAAGAACAGGUCGAAAAAAUGAUACAUUUGGCUCUCCCUAAAUUUGAAGUCAUGGGUGGUCUUGUUUCAGGAACUGCUGAAUCAAGAGGCAUAAUUAGUUUAGAUAGACCUAAUCGUCAAUGGGAUUUUCCAUUUGGUUGGGCACCUCAUCAAAUACUUGCUUGGAAAGGCUUUGAAAAUUAUGGCAAGACUGAUAUCCAACAAAGACUUGCUUAUCGUUGGUUAUACAUGAUCACAAAAUCAUUUGUUGAUUUCAAUGGUGUUGUUCCUGAAAAAUAUGACGUAGUUAGUUUGACACAUAAAGUUCAAGUAGAAUAUGGUAAUGUAGGUGUCGACUUUAAAUAUAUACCACGCGAAGGUUUCGGUUGGAUGAACGCCUCAUAUCAAAUUGGAUUAAGUAUGAUAACAAAACAAAUGCGGCGAGCCCUUGGUACUUGUACUAGACCAGAUCUAUUCUUUGAAAAAUAUUUAGCAAGAAAACAACAAGAAGAAUCUAUUAAAGUUGUUCAAGCUGCAAGGGAAAUUACUCAAGAUGGUCAAACAACGACUGCAAUUACCUUGAUUGUACCUUCAGAAUCAUCUGUUAUUAUCCAGGAUUCUUUUAAUAGUAGUUAUAUACAAAGAAAAACACCUGUUUUAACACCUGAAAAUAGUAAUCAUGAUAUUAUUGCAUCUGCUUUAAUCGUGGAAGAAGAAGAAGAAGUGAUUACUCCUCAUCAUAAUCAUCAUCACCAUACCGAUUAUUUUAGUGUAUAAAUAAUAAACAAUGUUGUUUAUGUACCUAUUUUUUUUGUUUAUCAGGGGCAUGUAACACACGAUUAGCACAAAUAUAGAUAAAUGCAUUUUUUUUUAGGCAUUUUAUGUACCUGAAAUUCAACUAUUUUUUUUUACAUAAACGUUUUCUCUCCUUUAUAAUAAUAAAA